GCUACAGUCGAUUCUGAACUUUCGGAUUGAGUGUGCUGGAGGACGCUGUCACAGAGUUUCUUCUCUGGUCUAUUUCAACACGCGUGGAUCGAAGUAAAUUUAAUAUGAAAACAUGUCUGUAAAUGAAGUGUACGUUUUCAGACCAUUCAAGUUGAUUGCUUUACUUUGUGUCUUUCUGGCAUUGUGUCUGGACAUUGUAGCGUUAUUGAGUCCCGCCUGGGUAACCGCGGAGCGGUUUUCUUUGUCGCUAUGGGAAUCAUGCACCGAAAAAGAUUCUGGCUGGAGAUGCCUUUCCACCCUCAAAUCUGACUGGCAGAUAGCCACCCUUGUGUUGCUGCUGGCCGGUGCUGCGGUGACUCUGGUGGCCUUCCUGGUGGCUCUCAUCUCCCUGUGCCGGGGGACACACAGACAGCACUACCGCACAGUAGCCGUGUUCAUGUUCGCUGCAGUGGUCCUUCAGGCAUGUGCACUGGUCCUCUACCCAAUCAAGUUCAUUGAUGGGACCGUCCUGCAGACCUACCAUGAGUUCAACUGGGGCUAUGGACUGGGCUGGGGAGCUACCAUCUUUAUGCUCGGGGGAGGCAUCCUCUUCUGCCUCCGGACAGACAUGUAUGAGGACGCUAUGUACUGAGCCCUCAUCUCUCUCCUUCUCCAACUCUCUCUAUCUCUCUCUUGUGCUUUCUGUCACACACACACACACACACACACACACACACACACACACACACACACACACACACACACAUAAAUAUUCACACCCAUACUCUGGUACAACAACACACACACACACACACAAAUAAAUAUUCACACCCAUACUCUGGUACAACAACACACACACACACACACACGCGCACACACACACACGCACGCAUACACACUCACACGAGCACACUCACGCACGCACACACAAAUAAAUAUUCACACCCAUACUCUGGUACAACAACACACACACAAAAUAAAUAUUCAGACCCAUACUCUGGUACAACAACAUACACUCACACACACACGCACACAAAAUAAAUAUUUAGACCAAUACUCUGGUACAACAACACACACACACACACAUAAACAUACACACAUAUGCACAUUUACACGCAUCGCCUUCCUCUGCCAACAUAGACACCUACAUAUAUCUCACAGACACCACUCCACGCUGUUAUUUAUAGACAGAGUGUGAGGACCUGUUCUAAGACAGGGCUCCUGGCUCUGGCUGAUCAUCGGGAGAGGUGAAGUGGGAGGAACAGCUGUGUGGGGAGAGUGUCUGUCUGUCCUCAGUGGGCUCCCAGAGACCCCCACCACAGUCAGACAGAUGGUGAAGCUGUUAAAGCACAGAGAUGGUUUUGGACAGAGAUGGGCCACUCGACCUAUGAACUUUUCUACAGCACAUCCCAUGGAUCUCCAUUCGUAGAGGAACAAGAAAGAUUAUCUGAGCCCUCCCCUCUGAGCUGAGGUGUUUAUAUAAGGGAUUGGUAUACAUUCCGUUUAUUGGAUGUAUUUUUUUGGUUUAGAAUUUCAUGGUGACACAUCAAAUUAGGGAUGUAUUGAUGUUAUCAUUUAUCUUGCUAUCCGAUCUCCCACAGGAAGAUAUAUUUUAUGUAUUGCUGUUUGAUAAUUGCAGUUUCUCAACACUGAUAACUUCACAUGGGAUCAGAGGUGAGUCCCUAGCUACGUGUCUCCAUAGCUGAAACAUAGCUGGUUUUGCCAGCUCCUUACAUUUGAAGUGUAAAAUAAACAGUACUGUUAUAUAUGCGAAAA
Molecule: messenger RNA, 1755 nt
Organism: Oncorhynchus masou masou (cherry salmon)
Lineage: Eukaryota; Metazoa; Chordata; Actinopteri; Salmoniformes; Salmonidae
Product: transmembrane protein 47-like
Exons: 3
Coding region: 113-631 (172 amino acids)
Biological process (GO): cell-cell adhesion
Cellular component (GO): membrane; cell-cell junction
Source: RefSeq, a predicted model, not a curated record